GGUGGCUGAUAGGAGGGGUUGAAGUGAAUGACGCUGGCUGCGCCUUGAUGCUGAGCGGAGCGCUCACCUGCAGACGAGAAGAGCCGGGGAAAACUCGGGACAGAGCUGCAGCACACACUCACGGAGCGCAGGUUGGGACGUAGCGAACAGUCUGACCAGAGUGGGGGAGGAAAUUAAUCAAUCACCGAAGAAGAACCAGGAACGACCCUCUUUCUUCUUUUUUAUCCUCCGGUUCAUUGUCCUGGCAGCUUUGAUUCGUUUUUACUCGCCAACAAUGCGGUCCGACUUCGUAGUGGUCCUGACAGCAGCUCUUCUUUUUGAUACGUUUUGGAGGACUAAUGGGGAGCACACCUCCCCAGAUCCCUGUCGACCUGGCUUCUCGCAAAGCUUCUACUCCGUGCAGAUAUCGAGGGAUAUACUGCAAGGCCAGGGCGUAGUUAAAGGUACCACAGUGUCAUCACAAAAAGUGAAAUUUGAUGACUGCAUGGGCAAUGAGGCCGUGGUUUUCCAGAGCACCGACCCUGUCUUCAGCGUGCGGACGGAUGGAUCCAUCUUUGCCAAGGGAGACAGAGCCAGGCUGGAUGAACCGGUUCAGUUUAAAGUGACAGCACGUGGCCCUCACACAAAUGUCUGGGAGACUGUAGUUCAAAUGGCGCUGAUUGACCUGUCGUCAUCGGGGCAAAAUGAAAAUGAGGUCACAGAGGAAGAAGGGAGCAUCAGUGAGCAAAACGAGAAGAAAGACGCGUUCCAGGCACCACCUCCUGCCAUAAUGUUCCCAGGGUCCCGCAUGAACAGGACCGGGGGUCUCCGAAGGCAGAAGAGAGACUGGGUGAUCCCACCAAUCAACGUGGCAGAAAAUUCUCGUGGACCAUUCCCUCAGAUGCUUGUCAGUAUUCGUUCAGACCAGGACCAGGACAUCUCUAUUCGAUACAGCAUCACUGGGGUGGGAGCAGACCAACCGCCCAACGAGGUGUUCAGCAUCGAUCCUAUGCUUGGAAAGAUGUUUGUCACCAAACCUCUGGAUCGAGAACAUCGAUCUUCUUAUCAUCUGCGAGCCCAUGCAGUGGACAUGAAUGGGAACCAGGUCGAGAACCCCAUUGAUCUGUACAUCUUCGUUAUCGACAUGAACGACAAUAGACCCGAGUUCAAAAACCAGGUCUACAAUGGUUCUGUGGAUGAAGGUUCUAAACCAGGAACUUACGUGAUGCAUCUGUCUGCAUUUGAUGCCGACGACAACACCACAGCCAAUGGAAUGGUGCGCUAUCGGAUCCUGUCCCAGACACCGCACAGUCCGAUCCCCAACAUGUUUACCAUCAACAGUGAGACGGGGGACAUUAUGACAGUUGCGCCUGGACUCGACAGAGAGAAAGUGUCCCAGUACACCAUCAUCGUGCAAGCCACAGACAUGGAGGGGAACCUCAACUUUGGCCUUUCCAACACAGCUACUGCCAUCAUCACUGUCACGGACAUCAAUGACAACCCUCCCAUGCUGACCUCCAGAACUUUUUCUGGCGAGGUCCAAGAGAACACAGUGGAUGCUGUGGUGGCUAAUCUGACAGUCAUAGAUGCUGACCAACCUCACUCACCUAACUGGAACGCCAUCUACAGGAUCAUCAGCGGGGACCCAACUGGGCACUUCACUAUCCGCACUGAUCCCAUUAGCAACGACGGCAUGGUCACUGUGGUAAAGCCAGUCGAUUUUGAGAUGAACCGUUCCUUCAUGCUGACAGUGGUGGUGUCCAACCAGGCCCACCUGGCUAGCGGCAUCCAGUCUUCCCUCCAGUCAACCGCUGGGGUCACCAUAUCUGUGAAGGACGUCAACGAGCCCCCUUACUUCCCCACCAACCCGAAACAGAUCCGUUUCGAAGAAGGCGUUCCCACCGGCACCAGCCUGACGACUUUCUCAGCUUCAGAUCCUGACAGACUCCAGAUGCAACAGAUGAUCAGGUAUUCAAAGCUGAACGACCCCGCAAACUGGCUGUCUAUCAACAGAAGCAGCGGUCAGAUUGUAACAACAGGAAUGCUUGACCGGGAGUCCGUCUAUGUAAAAAACAACAUAUAUGAGGCUACGUUUCUGGCUUCAGACAAUGGCUUUCCUGCAGCCAGUGGCACAGGCACGCUGCAGAUCUAUUUGAUAGAUAUUAAUGACAACCCCCCAGCGCUCGUACCAAGGGAGUCUCAGAUCUGUGAGAGGAUGAACAAGAACGUCAAUGGUGUCAACAUCACUGCAGCCGAUGCAGACACGGAUCCCAACGCUGGACCCUUUGUCUUCGAGCUGCCCAACUUCCCCAGCAGCAUUCGACGUAACUGGACUAUUGCACGGAUCAGUGGUGAUUACGCCCGUCUGAGUCUUCGGUACCAGGUUUACUUAGAACCAGGAAUGUACGAGGUCCCUAUCAUUGUGUCGGACUCGGGCAACCCUCCACUAUCCAACAGGUCCGUCAUCAAAGUGAAGGUGUGUCCAUGCGACGAAAAUGGAGACUGCACCACACUUGGCGCCGUCGCAGCCGCUGGCCUGGGGACUGGAGCCAUCAUCUCCAUCCUAAUCUGCAUCAUCAUACUACUCUGCAUGGUGCUGUUGUUUGUGGUGUGGAUCAAGCGUAGGGAGAAGGAGAGGCAGACGAAGCAGUUGCUGAUUGACCCUGAAGAUGACGUCCGAGACAACAUCCUCAAAUACGACGAGGAGGGGGGAGGAGAAGAGGACCAAGACUAUGACUUGAGUCAGCUGCAGCAGCCCGACUCCUUAGAACACAUCAUCACCAAGCCGCCGGGCGUACGCAGAGUUGACGAGAGGCCCAUUAUCCCAGAAUCCCAGUACCCCAUCAGACCAGUUGUGCCCCAUCCUGGAGACAUUGGGGACUUCAUCCAUGAGGGUCUGCGGGCUGCAGACAACGACCCCACAGCCCCACCGUAUGAUUCCCUUCUUGUUUUUGACUAUGAGGGUAGUGGCUCCACUGCCGGCUCAGUCAGCUCCCUCAACUCCACCAGCACAGGAGACCAGGACUAUGACUACCUCAACGACUGGGGACCCCGUUUUAAGAAGUUGGCUGACAUGUAUGGUGGCGGGGAUGAUGAUUAAAAAUCCGGCCCCGUCUUACACACACACAAACAUGCACCCUCGACCCGUCAGCUGGCCUGCCAAGCUAUGACUCUGCAACACAAUGGGGCCAUUAAACCUUUCUUGAACACACAUUAAAGAUGACAUGUUCUCACGGACCGACCAACCAAUCCAAUAACCCACCACAGAGGACCAGUGGCGUGAGUCACUUCCAGGUGCUCUUCUCAACCGGCUCCUGCUCUAAGCCUGUCUAAGACUGUAAUGGAAGCUCUGAUUUGCAGGCUUUGUGUCGUAUCUGCUCUCAAACUCAUGUACUUCUGUUUCACUUUAGUUUUUUAGUUGUAGACUUUGGUUCCUUUUUUAGGUCUGGUUUUAUUUCAGUUUCAAUUGCCUUUUCUUGUCCUCUGUCUUGUUUGAUUCAGAAGAUUCACUUUUCCUGAGAGAUUUCGCUUUUCCCCCUCCGUCAGCCCCCCCCCCCCUGCCUGCCUCUUUGACGAGCUUUAGGUUGAGCUACAUGCUUUGUCUAAGGCAAACAAAAGUGAGAAAAUAGAUAACACAGAUAUGAAAGUCCUCUUUACAUGGAGGGCCCUAAUUCAUUCUCUCCUGAACUUGAAAUACUUAGAACAGAAGCACUGUUGUUUGAAAAAAGUGCCUUCAGUGGUGCGUUUUCUUUUUUUUUAGCAGACUUCUGCUAACUCAGGAUUGGUUGCCAUUCUCUGGGCUCACAGGCCCUGAUAUGACCCCAGACCCUUUAAUUCAGACCUCCCUCAUUAUUUCUCCCAUCCGGCAGGGCCUGCGGUAUUUGUGGGAGAUGUCAGUGCUGGUUUCAGAGGAGCAGCGACUGGCUUUAGAGAAUGCUUCAUAAAGACGUACUGUACAUAGGCCUACAGUGUGUCUCUAGGUAAUGGACAAAUCAUUAGGUUUUUCGAGUGAAACGUACCUGUGCUCCUAGAUCACAGUUAGCUUGAACGUGGUUGAUGAAAUCACAGAAACACAUAACGAGACUGUCUUAGAGAAAGAAAAGAAAAAUGCAUUGUGUCUUUGUUUCUUGUAGCAACAGCAGCUGUGUUUGUUUUGAGCUCUCUGUAUGUGAAAGUUGGGGCUUGUUACUAAAUCUGAAGGUUAACAAGUAAAAUGUGCUCUCUUUGCAAUGUUACUGGGUAUGACAUCCUUAUGAAGGUUACUUAAGGGAUUGGCUGUAAGAUCAUCUAACAUUUGCGUAUAGAUUUUUUUGGUCAAAGGGGAAUACCUUGCCAUUUUUGUUAGAAAGAUAUUGUGGAAGUGUAAACAUUAAAGUUACAAAUAUUACCAAAAGUCCAACACAACAGUAUGAAAUUUUCCUAGCUGUGUUAACUGGCUCUUCCUGCCUCUAAUUCUACUUUGAUCGGCUGUUCUUUCCUGCUGCAUUUUGCUUCCUCACCAUUAAGAAUAUUUGCAAUAUAUAGUUUUUUUUUUUAUAUACACAGCUUGUUUUAGGUUCAGAAAUGAGCAGUCUGCCAUAGGAAGUCAUGUUAGAAGUCUCUUGGGGACUUUCAUUAAAGUGGGUAGGAGAUGAAUUGAAAUAUGAGCCAAAUUCAGCAGAUAACAGAAAGGCUAAAUAAAGUACAUCAAAUUUACUUAGUUUCAUCCUGUUGAGGUGUCAACAUUGGCCAUAGAUCAUACUGAAUUUGAAAAUGUUGGCAUACUUAAAUGUAUUAGAUUUAAGGUAGUGGUGUCCAAUGUCAGUCCUCAAAGGCCCUCCAUGUUUCAAAUGUUGUACUGGUUCAACACAGCUAAACCUAAUGCCCUUUGCAGACCUUGAUGAUAGACUGAGAAGGUAAAUCAUCCAUUUGAAUCAGAUGUGUUGAAGCAGGGAACGCUUCAAAACAUGCAGGAGACUAGCCCUCAGUUACUGGAGUUGGACAUUUAAGGAAAUGGAUAACUGUUUUAAUCACAAACACAAGUUUCUAAAAGACUGUCCAAAUGUCAAUUCCCCUAUGAAUUUGUCUUUGUUUUAAAGUUCAGAAACCCUGCUCUCUGACACAGUAUGAUAUAUCAUCUACUUCUAAUAUAAAUGUGUAGUCAUUGACAAAUCAGGGCAGGACGGCUAGAAAAGAUACAAACAUUCUUAUUGAUGGCUCUUAAAGAGUAAAAAAGAUAAAAGUGUGUGUGUGUGGGGGGGGGGGCGGGGUGUCUGUGUGUGUGUGUGCAUUUCUAACAGAAACAAAUAAGGCAGGUUCAGGAACUUAGUACUGUUACAAACCAACUAUCUUUAGGCAGUGGGCCAUUUAUUAGAAAUGUUGGUCUUAAAAAUCCUAAAAUUAAGUCUAAGGCAUUUUAAGAAAGGAAAUCAUGAGGCUCUUAACAAUGCAUUUGCUUCCUGUCAGCUGCCUUGGAGCUUUUGGAAACUUAAUUUUAGUGCAUCAGAGACUGCUUGAGAUGGGCAAAAUGUAGUUUGCUUAUUAUGUUGUUUGAAUAUGCAAAAUAUUUCACAAAGGUGCAGAGAGAAGCUGAUCAGUGUAAAUAUGAUUUAUGCAGACACUGGUAGGUAAUGUAAAUGUUUUCAAUGAUAACUCACAUUAAGAUCUACAAAUAUCAGUUACUUUUUCUAAAUUUCUGGUUUUAUUCAAGAUAUUAGUUAAAAGAAAACUAUUAUGUUUUAACAAAAUAGACAAACAAGUAGCCAUGAGCUAAUAUUCACAGUAUGAAAUUACUAUUGUGUUAUGGUAUCAUGGUAUUUACACAAAAAAAUAAGACCAAAGUGCAUAACCAAUUUGAUUGCUUUUAUUAAACUCAGUAGUAUUUCUAUUCUGCCAAAAUAAAAUACUUUUAGUUAUAUUGAUUGUAUCUAUACUGUACUUUAUUUUGAUGCGUAGAUUUAGGAAAAAAAACUGUCAGUAAACAUAAAAUGAUUUAUGUGCUUAUUGCACAGAGAAUCAUCCCUGUUUGCUCCUUCUUUAUAGAUGAACAGAUUUAUAACAAGCUGACAUUAGGUAUUUAAGUAGUUGGGCUUUCUGCUUAAAGCCUGAAGUUGGCUGCUUAACUUGAAAUGCUGCUCAUAAUUUGUCAACUGUAGUAUAAAAACCUUAAUAAGAGUAGUGUUUUUCAGUUUACGCAGAUUGUAUGUUUUAUUUUGGGACAGGAAAUCUGCAGAAAGUGCUUAAAUUGUGUGCUUAUUUUAAGCAGCAGAAAAGUAUAGCAGCUUUCAUUCAGCCAGCUGACAAGCAGUGCGCAGAAACAGGUGAGGGAGCGAAAGUGCUCCGUUCACUUCGGCUGUUCCUCUCCCGUCUCAUUCGAAGCACUUUAAACCAUAGAAAUAGUAUGACAGAUCGUUUUGGCAGCUUUGAAGCCAUUGCUUUUUAGAACCGUCUCACACCUUGACCAAGUACAAAGAAUGAGUGAAAAUGGACCAGAGAGAAAAAUUGAAAUGUUUGCCUGUAGGUGAAAGUAUAUAGAAAGUGGAGAGUUGUAUUUGACUAUAACAAAAAACAAAAAACGAAAGGAACGACCAAUCCAGUGUAAAUAAAAAGGUCAACAGGGUCACUUUGGGUCAAUUCGCAGGUUGAUAAGUAUAAAUUGCUGCUUGUAGAACCCAGAAACGGUGAUCAUCAGCCAGCUCACAUAUGAGAGCAGAGAGAGAGAGGUUUCCACAGCUCACUGCUAGAUUAGCUGUGAUCUGGGUGACUGCCUCUUAGCCUGAAGAAUAUCUUCACAAAAUAAACACAGCUGUUAGUUCCUAUUUGUGGUUCUUUCUGACAUAUAAAUGUUGUAAAUAUUGGACCUUUUUAUACAUAUGGUGACAUUAGUUUUUCUGUGCAAUCUUUUUUUCCACUAUUGUUUGGUUUCAAUUGAAUCUUUGGCAAAUUAUAUUUCACAAAAAGCCAUGUGCAUUUACUAGAAUUUGUAUGAAUCUGUACGGGCUGACAGCCAUACUUGUAUCGCUUCAUCGUGGCGAGAGGGUUCCACUCCAAACCAACCUGUACAGUACACGCUCACUCCUCUAGGCCUUACUGUAUAUAUAAGAGUGCUAUAUAAUGAAUGAGCCCAUUCUGCAGUGUUUUAAUUCAUCUGAAAAGCAGCAUUAUGACUGAUGGCCAUUCUGUCUCCAAAGAAAGACAAAAUGUAGUGCUGAUGUUCUAAAAUCAGACAUUCAAAUCAGAUUCUGGGCCAAACAGAAGACGGCAGCCAACCUUUAUAAACUGUGUUGCAUAAAGAUACAUCACACAUUGUCGUUAUACUGAAUGUUUUCAGACUCUGUUAGACUUGGCAGCAAGACGCCAAUGCAUUGACUGAAACUUGACCCUAGUGAUCUUCAACAUGUGAGGCAAAAUGAAGAAAGAUUGGUUAUUUCCUGUUACAUUCUUGGUCCAUUUGUUGUAUUGACAUUCUCUUGUGAAUGGAAAGGGAGAAUUCACGAAGGAAAACCAAGAGGGAACAACUGCACUGCCAAAGUUCAUCCAUGAGUUCUGUCUGGCGCUUGGGGUUACACAAGGAACACCUAGUCACUGCUGGCUGUUCCAGACUCUCUAUAACUACGGACACAGACCUGAAGGAAGAGUCUAAAAGAUGCCAAACAUUUGUUCUGCUAAGGCCUGCAUCCCAAAUAUGGGCAUCAGGCUUUCAUACGAGUGCUCCUACUAUUAAAAUCCAAGUGUACAUAAUGUAAUAUUUGCUUGAAGCAAAACAGACCAUGUUAGACAAGCUGUAACUGUACAAUUGGAGCUUUUUGCAUGUGUCUUUUUUAUAAUGGGCAGAUGAGUUCUAACUGAAGUAACCAUGCAACAAUUCAAAAACUGUGCAGCCUGCAUGACGGAGGCUGGAGUCCAGAUGGAACUCUGGUGUACGCAUAUUGUUUCAAAUGAAGGAGAGAGAAGAAAAAAAAGAUGAAAAAAAUAUUGCACAGGUAUCAACUUAAAAGACUUUUUGUAAAUUGCCAACAGCACAAAUAUUUUAUAUUGUUGUUUGUACCUUUUUUUUAAAAAAAGAAGAAAAAAAAAAAAAUAAAAGAGUCUGUUAUUUCAAGCGUGUGUUUAUAGUGCCACUGCAAUCUUGGUUUCCAGAAAUACCAUACAGUACAUGCACAGCCUUGCAGAUAAACCUUGUAAUAUAGACGCUGAGCCAGAGAUUCCCUGUCAGCAUCAUGUGUUAUAAAUAAAAGGUUCCCUUCCUUGUAA
Fundulus heteroclitus (mummichog) is the source of this 8211-nucleotide messenger RNA. Its product is annotated as cadherin-4. The coding region runs from base 275 to 3079 and encodes 934 amino acids. Gene Ontology annotation, molecular function: cadherin binding; calcium ion binding. The record is from RefSeq and is a predicted model, not a curated record. The transcript is spliced from 17 exons. NCBI's taxonomy places the organism in Eukaryota, Metazoa, Chordata, Actinopteri, Cyprinodontiformes, Fundulidae. Gene Ontology annotation, cellular component: adherens junction; catenin complex; plasma membrane. Gene Ontology annotation, biological process: multicellular organism development; homophilic cell-cell adhesion; calcium-dependent cell-cell adhesion.